ACUUGCACUUUUCUCAUGUCUGACGACGGAGGCGAUGAUUUUGUUGGCCUUGGUUCAAGGAACGAGAACCAGGCCUACGAUGACGAAGAAAAUGAUCUGUUGAUAUCAACAGAGCUAAAUGAUGAGUACCCACAAGAGGAAGCUGCCGAUAACGGUGCAGAAGUGAAUGGUAUCCAGACAAAUGGUCAUGUGGAUAACACAAGAGGUUCGGCGGGCGUUGCUCGAGAACCCAACAAAGUCCGCGUCACUACGCCUUACAUGACGAAGUAUGAGAGGGCCCGGAUCCUUGGCACUCGCGCACUUCAAAUAAGCAUGAAUGCUCCAGUGUUGGUUCCGACUGACGGCGAGACCGAUGCUUUGCAAAUAGCCAUCAAGGAGCUUUCUCAGCGGAAAAUACCACUCAUCAUCCGACGUUUUCUCCCCGAUGGAAGUUUUGAAGAUUGGAGCCAAGUUAACAUGGAUUACCAGAAUCGAGUUGGGUCCAAAUUUGGAGGUGGUGGUGUGGCUGGUGCCUCAGAGACCAAUGUCGAUCGGCGAGAGCGACUAAGAAAACUCGCAAUGGAGACCAUCGACAUUGCGAAGGAUCCAUAUAUCCUUCGAAAUCACCUCGGAUCCCUGGAAUGCCGAUUAUGUCUUACACUUCACACUAAUGAAGGAUCAUAUCUUGCACACACUCAAGGAAAGAAGCACCAAACGAACCUGGCGCGUCGUGCUGCCAAGGAUAUGAAAGAGACGCAGCUCCUGGUUGCACCUGCGCCUUCAAACAUUCAACGCAAGCACUUCGUGAAGAUAGGCAAGCCAGGCUACCGUGUCACAAAAGUUAGGCAUCGAACGGACUAUGAUGCUUAUGGAAAUGUCGUCCCAAGGGGUGAUCCUGUCUCCGUAACCUCAGUCGCUAAAGAGGGCUUGCUGGUCCAAGUUCACUUGCCGCACAUCAAGGAAGGCGUGAGGCCACGGAAACGAGUCAUGAGCGCUUGGGAGCAGAAGAAGGAGCAGGCGAACCGAACUUAUCAAUACCUGAUUGUUGCGGCGGAACCGUAUGAAACCAUUGCCUUCCGCAUACCAGCCCGCGAAAUCGAGAGUGAAUUUGAUGAUGACAGCGAAUGGAACUGGUCUCGAUGGGAUCCAGACACAAAAGAAUACUCAUUCCAGUUCAUGUUCCGCCAGUAA
Cantharellus anzutake is the source of this 1170-nucleotide messenger RNA. RefSeq lists its product as uncharacterized. The record is from RefSeq and is a predicted model, not a curated record. Gene Ontology annotation, biological process: DNA-templated transcription; spliceosomal complex assembly. Gene Ontology annotation, molecular function: DNA binding; zinc ion binding; DNA-directed RNA polymerase activity. NCBI's taxonomy places the organism in Eukaryota, Fungi, Basidiomycota, Agaricomycetes, Cantharellales, Hydnaceae. The transcript is spliced from 9 exons. The coding region runs from base 16 to 1170 and encodes 384 amino acids. Gene Ontology annotation, cellular component: catalytic step 2 spliceosome; RNA polymerase II, core complex; U2-type prespliceosome.